This is a messenger RNA of Xiphias gladius (swordfish), 1377 nucleotides long. RefSeq names its product WD repeat domain 82 (gene wdr82). Gene Ontology annotation, molecular function: protein binding; chromatin binding. Bases 233 to 1174 code for a protein of 313 amino acids. NCBI's taxonomy places the organism in Eukaryota, Metazoa, Chordata, Actinopteri, Istiophoriformes, Xiphiidae. The record is from RefSeq and is a predicted model, not a curated record. The transcript is spliced from 9 exons. Gene Ontology annotation, cellular component: Set1C/COMPASS complex.
GAAUAUGCGCGUCACCGGCGUAUCGAAGGCGGUGCUUUUCCCUCCCGUGGAUCAAAAGUAUCACAGGCGGGCUUUAGUCGCUGUUUUUGAACCAUACUUCUGUAAAAAAAAAAAAAAAAAAAGCUUUUAGCAUCGCUGCAGUUCAUAUAUUACCCGACUCACCAUUACAGACAUCUGUAGUCCAGUUUAAAGUAUAAAACGAGGGCCUGCUUCCCCUCAGAGACAGGCCAUCAUGAAGCUGACGGACAAUGUGCUGCGGAGCUUCAGGGUUGCUAAGGUGUUUCGAGAAAACUCAGACAAAAUAAACUGCUUCGAUUUCAGUUCAAACGGAGAAACAAUAAUUUCCAGCAGCGACGACGAUUCCUUAGUCUUGUACGACUGCCAAGAGGGAAAACCCAAGAGGACUCUCUACAGUAAAAAGUAUGGAGUGGAUCUGAUCAGGUACACACAUGCUGCAAACACUGUGGUCUACAGUUCCAACAAAAUUGAUGAUACUAUCCGGUACCUGUCCCUUCAUGACAACAAAUACAUUCGCUACUUUCCUGGACAUAACAAAAGGGUGACAUCUCUCUCCAUGUCUCCUGUGGACGACACAUUUAUUUCUGGCUCAUUAGAUAAAACUAUCCGACUGUGGGAUCUGCGGUCACCAAACUGCCAGGGUCUGAUGCACCUGCAGGGGAAGCCAGUGUGCUCCUUUGAUCCAGAGGGUCUCAUUUUUGCUGCUGGAAUAAAUUCAGAGAUGGUUAAACUUUAUGACCUGCGGUCGUUUGACAAGGGUCCAUUUGCAACUUUCAAGCUCCAGUACGAUCGGACCUGCGAGUGGACUGGGCUCAAAUUUAGCAAUGACGGAAAACUAAUUCUUCUUUCUACCAAUGGCGGAGCUCUUCGCAUCUUAGAUGCUUUUAAGGGUGCUGUGCUACAUUCCUUUGGGGGCUACAACAACAGUAAAGGUGUAACACUGGAGGCAUCAUUCACUCCUGACUCUCAGUUCGUAAUGAUUGGCUCUGAGGAUGGAAAGAUCCACGUGUGGAAUGCGGAGAGCGGUAUGAAGGUGGCUUUAUUAGACGGGAAGCACACAGGACCAAUUACUUGCCUGCAGUUCAACCCCAAGUUCAUGACGUUUGCAAGUGCCUGCUCCAACAUGGCAUUCUGGCUGCCAACCAUUGAUGACUGAUGACUGAGACGUGAAGGCACAACUUCUGUUGAAGGCCAAAGUCGAAGUGACCAGCAGGGGUCAGCACAACCAGCUCUACGUGAUUCUCACAGGGACUUGUGGCAAAUCAAAUUCAAAUUGUAAAUAAGUAGUUUUCAGAAAUAGAUUUCUUCUCUAUUGCCUUUUUUUAUAUUUCUAUUUAACAUUAAAUGAUUUCUUUGUAA